AGGCGGGACGAUCAGCAUUUUUUUUUUCAGCUAAGAGGAAAUCCUAAGGAAAUGUGUGGGAUCAUCAUGCACUGUGUUUUCAAGAGGCUAAUACGAUAUUGACUACCUGUUUUCAUAAUAAGACAGGUUUAUAGCGUCUGGUGACAAACACAACUGUGUUUAGAUAUAUUUAGAGGCGACGCAAACAGCGGAAGCGACCGUUGUUAGGUCAAAAUGUCGAUUCAGUACGAGGUGGAACAGCUGGCUGACAGCUAUGGGGUUUCGGACUCGUUCCCCAAAGAUUUCGGUUAUGGUGAAGAGGAGCCCGAUAUCGAGGACAGCUCGUCUCCGUCAGACAGCAAGCCGAGGAUCCUGCUCAUGGGUUUGAGGCGAAGCGGCAAGUCAUCCAUACAGAAGGUGGUGUUCCACAAAAUGUCCCCCAACGAGACAUUGUUUUUGGAGAGCACCAACAAGAUCUACAAGGAUGACAUCUCCAGCAGCUCCUUUGUUAACUUCCAGAUCUGGGACUUCCCCGGCCAGGUGGACUUUCUCGACCCCACCUUUGACUACGAGAUGAUCUUCAGAGGAACCGGAGCGCUGAUAUUUGUCAUCGAUGCUCAGGAUGAUUACAUGGAGGCUCUGGGACGGCUCCAUCUCACCGUGUCACGGGCCUACAGGGUCAAUCCAGAGAUCAACUUUGAGGUGUUUAUCCACAAAGUGGAUGGCCUUUCAGACGAUCACAAGAUUGAAACGCAGAGAGACAUCCAUCAAAGAGCCAACGACGAUCUGGCCGAUGCAAGUUUAGAGAAGCUGCACCUUAGCUUCUAUUUGACAAGUAUUUAUGACCACUCCAUCUUUGAGGCCUUCAGUAAAGUGGUACAGAAGCUCAUCCCCCAGCUGCCCACCUUGGAGAACCUCUUAAAUAUCUUCAUUUCUAAUUCAGGGAUCGAGAAGGCCUUUCUGUUCGACGUGGUCAGUAAGAUCUACAUCGCCACAGACAGCUCGCCUGUAGAUAUGCAGUCCUACGAACUGUGCUGUGAUAUGAUCGAUGUGGUUAUUGAUGUCUCUUGUAUAUACGGUCUGAGGGAGGAUGGCAGCGGCAGCGCCUAUGACAAGGAGUCUAUGGCGAUCAUCAAGCUCAACAACACAACUGUGCUGUACCUUAAAGAGGUCACAAAGUUCCUUGCUUUGGUCUGCAUCCUGAGGGAGGAGAGCUUCGAGCGUAAAGGAUUAAUAGACUACAACUUCCAUUGUUUCCGGAAGGCCAUCCACGAAGUAUUUGAGGUCGGAGUUUCCGCUCAGCGUCCUUUAGGCUCGCAGGCGGUUGGCUCCCCCUGCAACAAGGCGGUCGCGUUGAACGGCACGCCGCGCAACACCUUGUAAACACUGCUGCUUCAAUAACAAAGAAUAGAUAAAAACUUGAAAAAUGGAGGGAGGAACAAGGAAAGAUGGGGAGUCUGUGGAGGAGA
Molecule: messenger RNA, 1448 nt
Organism: Poecilia latipinna (sailfin molly)
Lineage: Eukaryota; Metazoa; Chordata; Actinopteri; Cyprinodontiformes; Poeciliidae
Gene: rragca
Product: Ras-related GTP binding Ca
Exons: 7
Coding region: 214-1362 (382 amino acids)
Biological process (GO): negative regulation of autophagy; positive regulation of TORC1 signaling; cellular response to starvation
Cellular component (GO): Gtr1-Gtr2 GTPase complex; nucleus; lysosome
Molecular function (GO): GTPase activity; GTP binding
Source: RefSeq, a predicted model, not a curated record